UAUCUUUUUCUUGUUUACGCAAUUAACAAUCGGUUCUUAGGACCAAACCUAGGUCUACGUUUUCGCGUACGAUUUUAUCCAGCAAAUGUCAAUGUCUUAUAUCAACUUUUUGUACAGCUGCAAAGAGAUCUUCUUCAUGGACGUUUGUACUGCCCACAAAAUGAAGCAGCGAUACUGGGCGGCUUGAUCCUUCAAUCAAUGUUGGGGGAUUACGACCAGGAAGAAAGAGCUGAAGAUUAUGUCUCGGAGUAUAAACUCUUGUUAAAACAAACAGCUAAGAUUGAAGAAAAAAUUGCUGAAGCACAUAAAUCGUUCAAAGGCUUAACACCUGCAGAAGCUGAAAUGGAAUUUUUGCAAAGAGCAUCGAAAUUGGAUACUUAUGGUUUUGAUCCAUAUACAGAUAAACAAGGGCAAAUGGUUUAUGUUGGUGUUACACACAAAGGUUUAUUUGUAUAUCAAACUAAUCGGAUGGUUCAUCACAUUUCUUGGUAUCUUUUGGUUUUUGUGGGUCAUGCAUCUUCGUCUUCACAGAAACCCACUCCAUUAAAAUUCAAAUGUCCAUCAGGAACUUUUGCAAAGCAUUUGUGGAGGCAUAUACUUUCUCAGCAAGCUUUCUUCACUGAAAGUGAAGCGAAAAAAAUAAAGACCAAAUUUUCAAAACCUCGUAUUCCCAUAUUUUCAAGGGGUUCAUCUUUCCGUUAUCCAAACACCAGGGUUCUGCAUGAAAUUGAGCUGCAGAAACCCUUUGUACGGAAUGGUCCUUUACCACAGGUAGUUCGUUAUGCCCUACCCAAACAGCAGCCGCGACACUUAGUGCGGGAAUGCAAAACGUUACCCCCAAUGCAUCUAAACGAUACGGCAAAUUCGAGUAGGUUUUUGGCUCUGAAAUUAUCAAUUUAUCAAAGAUAA
Messenger RNA from Enterobius vermicularis (human pinworm), 909 nucleotides. NCBI's taxonomy places the organism in Eukaryota, Metazoa, Nematoda, Chromadorea, Rhabditida, Oxyuridae. The record is from the annotation of a GenBank genome assembly.